This is a messenger RNA of Tarenaya hassleriana, 1009 nucleotides long. RefSeq lists its product as uncharacterized. The transcript has a single exon. NCBI's taxonomy places the organism in Eukaryota, Viridiplantae, Streptophyta, Magnoliopsida, Brassicales, Cleomaceae. The record is from RefSeq and is a predicted model, not a curated record. The coding region runs from base 194 to 754 and encodes 186 amino acids.
ACGCUCUCACUUCCACCGUUCCUUUUCAUGUUAAACAAAAAUCCUAAUCUCAAAGCUUCUUAGCUUCCUUAACAUUUUGGUUUUACCUUUAUCUCUAUCAUCCUUCUCUACAUAUAUCUUCGUUUUUUGGCUAAGUAAAAGGAACCCUUGAUUGUUCUUGAGAUCUGUGAUUCCAUCCAUCGGGCAAAGAAACAUGAAGAAAGCUACCGCCUUGUUGAAACGAAUGUUCACGUUACUGAGUUCCAUAACGAAAGCUAAAUCAAUGGCGAUCAAGGACAAGACGAACGCCUUCAAGGCACGUCUACUCGUGCUGUCUCUCAUGAAACACAAGAAACUCGCCUUCUGUUCAUCAUUCUCCGACAAGAUCCACAGCCUCCUGGGCCACAACAGGCACGAACAAGACGACGUAGAGGACGAUGAUAGCAAGGCAAUCAUCCUCUACAAUGCAGCACCAUGUUCAAGCAUCACACGCGCCAUCGAUCAUGAUGAUGAUGAUGAUAACUACCCUGACUUGAGGCACACGUUAUUCGAAGGAGAGGAAGAGUUUGAGGGCGUGGAGGAAGUAGAACAAGGAGGAGGGUCGAUCAUUGAGAUGGUGAGGAGCUCUAAGGAAGAAGAAGGAAAGAGUUUCAGUCUGGAGGACGAGAUCGAUCAUGUCGCUGAUUUGUUCAUUACAAGGUUUCACAAGCAGAUGAAGUUGCAGAAGCUCUUGUCUUUCAAGAGAUACCAAGAAAUGCUCACCCGCAGCACCUAAAAAUAUCUACAAUCCAUGGCAUUAUUCCCCCAUACAAAUCCACACACACAUAUAUAUAUAUAUAUAUAUAUAUAUAUAUAUAUAUAUAGUGACCGAGAUCUUAUAUCUUUGGUUCUCCUCUUUACAAGGGAAGGAAAAAAUCCUUCUGUUUUUUGUGGGCAUUUCCUUCCUCUUCAAGACUAGUAUCUGUAUAAUCAUGGAUAUAUCAAAAAUAUUUCUAUUUUCUAUUUUGAAUUCAAUCAAUAACCUUAUAAA